GCACUCGGCGGCAGUCGUAUGGGUACGGAAAGUCAGAGCAGGGGAUCACUCGGACUGCUAGUGAGCUUUUCUCUGGUCUGAGUUCACGAUCAUUAUAGAAAUGUCCGGGGAUAACGAAGAGACGCAGACGGCCGAGGAGACAUCAGUAGACGAGAAGGAGGUUCAGGACAAGGUGAUCAGUCCUGAGAAGGCAGAGGAGGCUAAACUGAAGGCCAGAUACCCAAAUUUAGGAAAUAAACCCGGAGGCUCUGAUCUGCUUCGCAAACGCCUCCAAAAGGGGCAAAAGUACUUUGACUCAGGUGACUACAACAUGGCUAAAGCAAAGAUAAAGAACAAACAGUUGCCAACAGCUGCACCAGAGAAGACCGAGAUCACAGGGGACCACAUCCCCACCCCGCAGGACCUGCCCCAGAGGAAACCCUCUCUGGUGGCCAGUAAACUGGCAGGCUGAUGCACACGCAGCCACGUCAUCCCCUGCAGCACCUCCUAGCCCUAACCCUCUACCUCUCCCACCCCUCACAGCACCACCUGUCCCCAACCUCUGCCCCCUCCCCAACAGCCUGGACCCCACCCAACAAGAACCCACAUCCUAAUACUCAGUGAACUGGCUAGCUGGUACCUUCAAAUCCUGUUUAUUUUUGUUUUCACCCCACUGGGCCCUUCCCUUGUCUUUUUUUUGUCCCUUGCUACCGCCCCCCCCCUCCCCAAAUUGACUGCCCUUUUGUCAUUGUCCUCUUACUUUUCCAUGUUCCUUUUUAUUUUCUCAUUACUUCAAUGUAAGAUACACUGAAAGACAGGACAUCCAAGUGUGAGUGUGACGACUGUGACUCUUCCGUACGAGUGAUGGACGAUGGAUACCACGGUGUUUACUGGCUGAAGAGAGGGGCGAGAAACAGAAGCUGCAUCUUGUGUGGUUGGAGGGCUUUGGUAUAGACAUCAGGAGAUAUAUAUAAAUAUACAUAUAUAUAUUUGCUUUUGUUUGGCACAGGGGCAGACGUCAGCCUUUUACAAAGUUUAACAUCAGAUUUGUUUCAUUCACUGUAUGUCCUUAUUCUAAAUUGUGCUGUCAGUAUGCUUGAGUGAUUGACUGAGUAUAGUAAUCCAGAGGCCAAGCUCAGUUUUAUUAACACUUUGAUUGUGAAACAUGGGGGGUGGGGCCAUACUAAAGAACCACACAGCGAAGGCCAGAGUAUCAUGAGGAACUGCAUGUGCGACGCAGGGCUCCAAAAGGCAAACCUCACUGAGCUCCAUUUGAAUUCCUGAAGGUGCACUGAACAGACAAGUAAACUGAAAAGCUCGGGUGCAACAUGGAAGCUCUGGGUGGAAGAUAAAUGGUUCAUUCAAGACAUCCUGAAACGAAGAACUUUUGUCAAGUAUAAAAGAGAAGGGGGCACCGUUCUUGGCUUCAGUCUGAAAUGUCAUGUUGAAAGUUUGCAUUGUGUUUGUGGUGUGCCAUGCAUUUCAGCGUCAGGGGACGACACAGUCCUCUCCCUUGGGUCAAAGUUACUAGUUCCAAGUUGUCAUGAAUGAGGCAUUACUGUGUUAGAAGUGGGUAGUGGGGGUAUAUGGGACCUGAAAGCUAUAUUCCUGUCAGUAGGGACCAGUGUUUGUGCUGUGUGAGUAUAAAUCUGUUAAAAAAAUGUACUGGGAGCAGCUCUUGGCACUGGGAACAAAGACUGUAAUGAAUUAUGUUGAGAUUUGGGGGGGAAAAAUCUUCUAUGCGCAUAAGUUAAAGUAGUUCUAUCUUAAAAUUGUCCUCGGCCCUGUGUAGUGCUUUUCCAGGGGCCUCGCUGACUGGAUGAAGUUUACCUGUGAUGUGGUAAAUCUAAGCUAGCAGUACAUCCAUCUGAGCUGUGCAUGUAUGUGGCUGCCCUGCUGUCACUUUGUGCCAUUUUGUUUUGUAAAUACAAUAGUUUUGCACAAAUGUUU
Messenger RNA from Toxotes jaculatrix (banded archerfish), 1929 nucleotides. RefSeq names its product cAMP-regulated phosphoprotein 19a (gene arpp19a). Lineage: Eukaryota; Metazoa; Chordata; Actinopteri; Toxotidae. Gene Ontology annotation, molecular function: protein phosphatase inhibitor activity. Gene Ontology annotation, cellular component: cytoplasm. The coding region runs from base 101 to 451 and encodes 116 amino acids. The transcript is spliced from 3 exons. The record is from RefSeq and is a predicted model, not a curated record.